Aspergillus candidus is the source of this 1971-nucleotide messenger RNA. Its product is annotated as homeobox domain-containing protein. Gene Ontology annotation, molecular function: DNA binding. Gene Ontology annotation, biological process: regulation of DNA-templated transcription. The coding region runs from base 1 to 1971 and encodes 656 amino acids. The transcript has a single exon. The record is from RefSeq and is a predicted model, not a curated record. Lineage: Eukaryota; Fungi; Ascomycota; Eurotiomycetes; Eurotiales; Aspergillaceae.
AUGGUCGAUCGUAUGGGACUGGACCCUUUGGCUCUGUCUGGACAAGGUACAGCCUUCUCUGUCGGACCCGACGACGAGAGAAAUACAGUGGCGACAGAAGAAGAGUGUCCAUUUUUCGACUGGGACUUGUUCACCCACGAUACAUACUACUCGUCUACAAAUCAGUCUGAACUGCAAUGGGACUUUGCAGAGAGCAACACUCUGGACCCUAACACCGUGUUCUCACCUCCCAAUCAAGGUGGUGGCUUCACAACACAAGAACCCAACAACGAGUUCAUCCCACCCGCCAAUCCUACUACGACCGUCAAUCUACGCCAUCCUAGUCGUGGGUUCUCCGACGUCUCCCAAUGGCUCGACGGCGCUUACUCUCCUCCCCACCCAUGCAGUUACUGUCGCAGACACAAACUGCAGUGCUUGAUCUUACGCACGACAUCGGCUAACCCCAACCCCAUCACAUCAUGCUCCAGCUGCGCGGCGCUCUUCCGCGAAUGCAGCCUCGCCCUCGGCGAAAAGCGCCAACCGUCUCGGUUUGAGACAGAGGUGCCGGUCCUAGGGCACCUGCACGGGGUCACCGAAGAGGGUGGUGAUAGCUUAGCACCACAACCGACAAUCACGAGCAUCCCUAUCACUCCAGGCGUCUCGGCCAGCCAGAAUGAAAAUGAGUCAGCCCCGACAGACUCCAAGCACUUCAUCCGCAAAGGCGCCCGCGUCCUCCGCGCCUGGUUCUCCCAAAAUCAAGAACACCCCUACCCAACCGACGAGCAAAAGGCGCACCUCGCGCGCGAAACAGGCUUCACUGCCAAACGCGUCUCCACCUGGUUCGCUAACGCGCGCCGUCGCCAGCGCCUCAAGGUCCAGUCUGCUAUCACCCCCCGGGUUACCCGCGCUGGGUCUCCCAUGCCGCAGCCUGUCGUCGGCCGCUGGACGUCUAUGACUCCGCUCGAGCGGUGGGAGGCUUCGCCGCCGGAUGAUGAGGCUGUGCCGGAGUCUAUUAUUAGAGAUGCCCUAGCGGCUUCAUCGGGACCUGCGGGAUCGGCUGCGUCUUCGGCGUCUGCGCAGACAGAUGAAUCUUUUGCGGAUGCGUUUCUGAACUUUGACGAGAUGUCCUCGUGCUUUGACUCCUCUCUCUCUGGUAGUGGACUGGGAAGUCACCACUCUGAGACCUCUUCCAGCAGCGUCUCCUCCGCAUGGAGCCAUGGCUCCUCACCUGCACAUAGAGACUCCCCAUGGUCCUCCUCCUCCAACAGACACCGCCAACGCGGCCGCCCAAUAUCGUCCUCAUCACCAACGGCCAAAACAAGCCACCACCAAUUCGAAUGCACCUUCUGUCCCAAAUCCUUCAAAAAGAAAAGCGACUGGACCCGCCACGAAACCACCAUCCACCUGCCCCCCAUAACAACCUGGAUAUGCACCCCAGAUCUAAACCAACUCCUCCCUCCUUUUCCCUCCUUCAACCCCGAUACAAAACCCGAUGCCAAUCCCUCCCCAUCAUCUUCCUUCAACCCUAAGAACAACCACACCACCCACAACCCGAACCCAAACGAACAAGAAUGCCCCUUCUGCCCCCUCUCCUCCCCCCCACCCACCCACUUCCCCACCCACGAAUUCCAAACCUGCGCCUCCCGCCCCGUCCACGAACGCACCUUCACCAGAAGAGACCACCUCGCGCAACACCUCCGCAAAUACCACUCCUGCACAAAACCGCAACCGCUUCCGUUCUCCCUAGACGAGUGGCGCCGCGCGCGCCCCGACAUCUGCAGCGUGUGUGGGUUUUGUGGGAUGGAUUUGCAGAGCUGGGCGGAGAGGGCGGAUCAUUUGGCGGGGCAUUUUAGGGAGGGGUGCAGGAUGGGCGGGUGGGUGGGGGGUGUUGGGGUGGGGUUGGAUCCUGUGGUUUUGGGGGGGUUGAGGGGGGUUGUGCCUCGGGGGGAACGGGUAGUUGGUGCUGGUGGUGGUGGUGUUGGUUUUGGUUGA